Messenger RNA from Prunus avium (sweet cherry), 687 nucleotides. Lineage: Eukaryota; Viridiplantae; Streptophyta; Magnoliopsida; Rosales; Rosaceae. The record is from RefSeq and is a predicted model, not a curated record.
AAUCUCAACUUUCUUCAAACAUUUUUGUCAAAAGCUGUUUACUUGAUUAGCAUCGGAAGCAAUGAUUAUUUUGCACCAUUCACAUCAAAUUCCAGUUUGUGUAAGUCCCACUCGCACAGAGAGUAUGUUGGCUUAGUUAUUGGCAACCUUAAGAAAGUGAUCAAAGGAAUAUACACUAAAGGAGGAAGGAAAUUUGGGGUUGCGAGUGUGGUGUCUCUUGGUUGUUUACCAGGCACAAGAGCGUAUAACUCAGAAAACACAGAUGCCUGUGUGGAACAAAUUACAGAAGUCGCGAAACUACACAACCGACAACUUGCUAAAGCCCUCCUAAAGCUGAAGAGACAGCGCCAUGGAUUCAAAUAUUCAAAUCCAAAUUUGUACAAUUACAUAAAUGAAAGAAUUGAGCAUCCAUCAAAAUUUGGUUUCAAGGAAGGAAAGGUGGCAUGUUGUGGCUCUGGUCAAUACAGAGGAAUUGAUAGCUGUGGAGGGAAGAGAGGUGUGACAGAGUAUGAAUUAUGUGACAAUGUUUCUGAGUAUGUGUAUUUUGACUCUGGCCAUCCAACUGAAAGGGUUUACCAGCGCGUGUCCAAGUUGAAGUUUAGACAAAAAUGUGGAUUGAUUAGUUUUUUUAACCAACUUAGAAUUUUGCAUACAAAACUUCUGUUUAAAAAUAAGUUCAUGGUUUGA